Messenger RNA from Glycine soja, 941 nucleotides. RefSeq names its product RING-H2 finger protein ATL72-like. The coding region runs from base 92 to 643 and encodes 183 amino acids. Gene Ontology annotation, biological process: protein ubiquitination. The record is from RefSeq and is a predicted model, not a curated record. Lineage: Eukaryota; Viridiplantae; Streptophyta; Magnoliopsida; Fabales; Fabaceae. The transcript is spliced from 2 exons.
UCCAUCGUUUUCGGCCGGCUAAAUUUGUCACCUUCUUAAGGCUCAAUUCAGAUCAUUGCAACCAUUUCUUCUUUCUGGAAUCACUUGAUCCAUGGGCGACAAUGAAGGUCAUGGUGAUCUCUUAUCAAACAACCUUGUCAUCCUACUCAUUGCCAUGGGUUCCGCAGCUUUCGUUGUUUCAAUGUACCAUGUCAUAGCUAUUUGCUGGUGCAACCAGCGCAUCACAAACCAAAACCAACAACAACAACAACGGCCAUCACAAACGACGGAGGGUACUUCCUUGGCGUCGGUGGCGCACAUGAUUCCAACCCACAGGUAUAGCAAGAAGAAAGUUGAUAGUGUGGUUCAAGGCCGAUCCAACUGUGAUGGUGGAGACGAUGGCGACACGUGUGCGGUGUGCUUGGGAGACUUUGAAGAUGGUGAGGAGUUGAGGACGAUGCCUGAGUGCAUGCAUUCUUUCCACGUGGCAUGCAUUGAUAUGUGGCUGAGUUCGCAUUCGAGUUGCCCUAUUUGCCGUAGCAGUGCCACACCUUCUCAAGAGGUGCUUCACUCCGACCAUGAUUUCAAUUAUGCAUAUCAGCAUCAACACAGCUUAGAUAUGUCCACGCAUCAGUUCGCUGUCACACAUGUGAUGCGACGAUGAAGUGGUCUUGCUAUAUAUCAUGGGUUUUAAGGAGACAGAGACACAACUGCAAGAAAAAGAAAAAGAAGAAAAAAAACCCUACAUGCUCCUUAGUUACUGCUAUGCCAAAGAGUUUGCACCUAUAUGUGCUGGCCGGGAAAUUAAUUAAUUCUGCUAAUUUGAUACACUUUUUAUUAUUGUUAGUUAAUUUGUUAAAUGAUUAAUUCAAUUGACUCCUAAGUAUGUCAUUUUUAAAGUGUAUGUUGAAUUUUUGUAGAAAAUAAAUGAGUAAAAAUAUGUUGAAAGAGUGUCUUGCUAA